This is a messenger RNA of Aureobasidium pullulans EXF-150, 1997 nucleotides long. RefSeq lists its product as uncharacterized. NCBI's taxonomy places the organism in Eukaryota, Fungi, Ascomycota, Dothideomycetes, Dothideales, Saccotheciaceae. The coding region runs from base 293 to 1819 and encodes 508 amino acids. The record is from RefSeq and is a predicted model, not a curated record. The transcript is spliced from 2 exons.
UACAUGGCUGCACCUGCGUGAGCUGCGAAGAUGGCAUUUGCACACCCGCCCAUGGCAAACUGACACGCUUCCCAAUCUCCCAACCCCUUCUGCACCGAAAAAGCCCGUCUGUCGGAUUCAGAGCUCGCCGUGACUCCCUCGCUGUAUCAGCUUCCACGCUCGUUCCCCACCUACCCGCAUACCGGGUAAAGAUAGCUCUCCCAGGCACAAGAGCACAUGACCAGCAACACUCCUGGACUGAAGCCUGCGUAUGAGCAACAUCCUCAAUUGCCUGGCCACGGCCCCCGCAUUGAUGCCUAUGCCUGGAGAAGCUGAAGCUGUCAUGCGAGAGGAUAAGGUCGAUACGCUGUCGCAACCUGCCAACUCAGCUGCCUCGGCUCCCUCGAAUCAAUCGCCCAGUCCGCGCCCUGCCGAAGGCCGCCAGGCUUCACGUCGCAGAAGUCUCGAGGUCGUCGCCGAGGCUCAAGGCGAUGUAGAGAGCUUCGUGAGAGAGCUCGAUCAAAAACGGCGUCAGCUCGACGACCAGAUCCACAAGUUCAUCGCCCAGAAAGAGAGGGAAUUCAAGCUAUAUGAACGCGAGUUACGCACCCGCUAUCGCACGCCGUCUACGCCUCCUCUACAGACGCCUGGGACCGCCUCGCCCGCGGCCACUGCUGCUGACAAGCCUGCAGAUGCUGCUCCCGCCAAAGGAGAAUCGGGAAACACGAUCGAAAAGGGCCACGAACGGGAGAGUGAGCUUCUAGGUCUCUUCACUCCUGCCUACCUCCCCCUGCUAGAAAGCAGACCCCCUGCUCCUGGUCGGUCACCGUCUGCACCAACCCUGCAUGAUACAGGCGAAUCCACAACCAUUGGGCCUGAUCGCCAGGCUCUCCAACGCGCCAACACCGAUCCCGCUGUUGACAGCAAGUCUCCGUCAUCCAGGCUAGGCCUGGGCCCCAGAACUCCAUCCUCCGGCUCCGAUCCAGGGAGAAGUCUUGUGUCUGCACUGAAGUCGCCCUCGGCUGGUCCAAGGCUCUCCAACAAAAAGCGCGUGUCACUCAUAGUGGGCGAUGCAGUUGUUGCGCCGAGCGAUAACGUCGUUUCGGGGACCGAAAGGGAUCCGGAGCGUUCUUCGGAUGGUGAUCCUGGCGCACAACACAUCGAACCACAAGCACCUGCUCAAGCUCUGCAAGUUGAGACGCGUGAACAAGCACCCCAGAAGUUGCCUUCUCUAGACACUAUUGAAUCUACCGCCCAACAAAGUCCCCAGGCCAGCGCUUUUCCAGGAGGAUUAAGUCUCGGUUUCGCCUCAGCUGCUCGUGACACCAGCAUGCCAAAGGAGCUUUUGCAAACCAACAUCAUAUCCGAAGGUGACCUCGAGCUUGCGUCGCCGUUUUCCAUGGAUGAAGAGUUCGAGAACCCCAGUCCUUCAGAAAUGUAUACCACUCAAAUAGAGGACAUCGAUGCAGACAUCGAUUCUGGCCUCGACUCAGAAUCAACCUUACGUGCAGCAAGUCCUGCCAGUCCAGGAGAUGGAGACAUAUCACCGGCCGACCAUUUGCCCAGUCUUGAUGUUCCUAUUGCAAGCCUUGGAACCUCGUCCUCCUCAUCUGCUCAGCCAAUCUCACCGGGCUUCUCAAGACCUUCCGUGCGUGAAGACCCUCAGCUAGACUUUAGCGAACAAACACCAGAGGAAUUGCCAGCUCAAGGUUCACUAUACGGCUCUUUUUCAAGGCCGAGCUAUAGCAAGCAGCAAACGAGUGGCAGCUUGGGAGAAUCAUUUAUGCAAAAGAAUGCUGAGAAGUUGAUGCGACGCAGGCAAUCAACCCAGCGAUCCUAAAGAUACACAACCCGUUUAGCAUGAUUAGAAACUUGUAUCCGAUGUAAUGAUUAGCGCGCGUCGCUUCCUUCUGUGCCAUUAGUCUAUCGUUCAUGACCAAGUUCUGUGAGCAUCUCCGAACGUCCAUCUCGGCUUCAGAAAGCUGCACUACCCAACAAUUUUUCAAAAGCCUCAUCCU